AUGAAUCUCUUCUCGAAACCCGACCCAAAAGGUACGAUUCUUUUUAAACACUUUUAUUGCAAAAAAUCUGAAAAUAACUGGACAUUUUCAGCUCUCUCACAUUUUUUCCGCCAAUAAUUCGUUCUCUUCUUCCAGAAUUGGAGCGCGCGAACAAAAAGGAAUUGCGGCGAACGAACCGAGAUCUAGAGUCGGACCGUCGUCAAAUGGAGCGACGAGAAAAAGAGUUGGAGAUGGAGAUCAAGAAAUUGGCGGCGAAAGGACACAACGACGCGGCACGGCAUCUCGCCAAACAACUCGUUCAGCUCAGGAAUCAGCGGACGAAGAGCGUCGGAAUGAGUGCGCGCAUCAGCGGAGUUCAGGCACAGAAUGCGUUAGUUUUGCAAAUUUCGAUAGAAUAAUUGAGUAGCUAAAUAUUUGUUCACACAUUUGCGUGUUGCAGUCACAUGCAAAGUAUGGCCAAAAUGGGCUCGGCGAUGGGAACGACGGUGAAGACGAUGAAGGCGAUGAACGCGCAAAUGCCGCUCGAGAAGGUCGCGCAGAACAUGCGAGAGUUUCAGAUGGCUCAGGAGAAAAUGGGACUCACCGAAGAGGUAUUUUUGAGAUUGAUUUCAUUGGCCAGCAUUGGCUUUUAGAAUUUUUUUUUUCUUGACUUUUGGACCACUUGCAUCAAUCCGAUCGGACCCAAACUUUGCAGGCUUUAUGGACUUGGAUUCAAGUAUAUUGGAUCAAAGUUUCAGACUAAUCCGAUAAUCUCAUCUGGAAAUAUGUGGUUGUGAGGCCGGGUUUAGCAAAAAUUCAUCCUUUGCGGCCUCUCAUCCACAUAUCUCGGGAUCAGUUGAUCCGAACGGUCUCAAAUUUGAUCCCAAAAUACUCCAAUCCAAGUCCAAGAAGCCUGCAAAGUUUGAGCCCGAUCGGAUCAUUGCAAGCCCGUCAAAAGUGCAGGUCUCGGCAGGUCUUCAAAAAGCCUGGGCCGGCCUUUUGCCCAGCCCUGCAAAAAACCAGAAUCGAAAGUCGAGACCUCGACAAUCCCCUGAAGUGCCCACUCUCUGUAAAUAAUUGACAUUUUUCAGAUGAUGAACGACACACUGGAUUCGAUUCUGGACGCGCCCGGAGACGCCGAAGAGCAAGACGCCAUCGUGGCCCAGGUGCUCGACGAAAUCGGUAUCGAGAUGAAUUCCAAGGUAACAAUUGUUUCGUUUCUUUUCACAUCUUCAAAUUGCACAGACAUUGGAGAAACUAUAUUUAAAAACGUUGAUAAAACAUGUGUUUUCAGCUUGCCAACGUUCCCCAGCUGCCCACGAAGAUUGGAAGUUCGGCGCCGGCCAGCUCACUCGACGACCUCGAAGCGCAGUUGGCCAAAUUGAGGAGCUAA
Molecule: messenger RNA, 1372 nt
Organism: Caenorhabditis sp. 36 PRJEB53466
Lineage: Eukaryota; Metazoa; Nematoda; Chromadorea; Rhabditida; Rhabditidae
Source: the annotation of a GenBank genome assembly